Molecule: messenger RNA, 919 nt
Organism: Protobothrops mucrosquamatus (brown spotted pit viper)
Lineage: Eukaryota; Metazoa; Chordata; Lepidosauria; Squamata; Viperidae
Gene: PTGER3
Product: prostaglandin E receptor 3
Exons: 2
Biological process (GO): positive regulation of cytosolic calcium ion concentration; inflammatory response; intestine smooth muscle contraction
Cellular component (GO): plasma membrane
Molecular function (GO): prostaglandin E receptor activity
Source: RefSeq, a predicted model, not a curated record
UGGCGAGAAGUGGACCCUUCCCAGCGCCUGUGUGCCUUUUUUGGCUUGGCCAUGACCGUUUUUGGUCUUUGCCCUCUCUUCAUCGCAAGCGCCAUGGCAGUGGAAAGGGCCCUGGCUAUCCAGGCCCCCCAUUGGUACACCGGCCACAUGAAGACCAGGUUGACCAGGACUGUUCUACUUUGUGUGUGGCUGACGAGCUUUGCCUUUGCUCUCUUGCCCAUCAUGGGCAUUGGGAAGUAUACGCUUCAGUGGCCGGGCACCUGGUGCUUCAUCAGUAUGAAGGAGCACGCAAAUCCCUUGGUGGGCAAUGCUGUUUUUGCUUCUACAUUUGCUUUCUUGGGUCUCUUUUCCCUCGCUGUCACUGUGGCAUGCAACAUGGCGACCAUAACUGCACUGGUGUGUCGCUGCUGGUCCAAGAGCUCAACAUCCCGAUCAAGGAAGCAGUGGGGCAGGAUUACCAUGGAAACUUUUAUCCAGUUGCUGGGAAUCAUGUGCGUCCUCCUUGCUUGUUGGUCCCCACUUUUGGUGACAAUAUUGAAAGUGACUUUUAACCCCAAUCCUAUGAAUCAAUGCAGAGAAUCCUGUAACCAAACCCAAAGUGCAGAACAGCAGCCAGAAUGCAAUUUCUCCUUAACCCAUAUCCGCUUGGCUUCACUGAAUCAGAUCCUGGACCCCUGGGUUUACUUGUUACUUAGGAAGAUCUUCGUGCAGAAGUUUUGUCAGGUGGCCCGCGCCAUUUCAUGCCACCCUCAGGACAAAUGGAAAGGGCAACAUAUCAUUUUAUCCAACAAAAUCAGACGGACAACAGUUUGAAACAACUUUAUGUCAGUACUUUCUUUUAGCUCAAGUGUUUUCCUUACUGUGAAUCUGGACAUCCAGCACAUGUCCAUUUGUGUCUGUAAAUUAACUGUGAGGAAGU